Messenger RNA from Balaenoptera musculus (blue whale), 1215 nucleotides. RefSeq names its product GDNF family receptor alpha like (gene GFRAL). Gene Ontology annotation, cellular component: signaling receptor complex; external side of plasma membrane. Lineage: Eukaryota; Metazoa; Chordata; Mammalia; Artiodactyla; Balaenopteridae. Gene Ontology annotation, biological process: nervous system development. Gene Ontology annotation, molecular function: signaling receptor activity. The record is from RefSeq and is a predicted model, not a curated record.
AUGAUAGUUUUCAUUUUCUUCGCUGUGGGGCUAUGCUUGGACAAUGAGUCCACUUCCCAAACCAUUGAUUGCACCUAUUUAAGAGAACUCUGCCUAAGUGAUGCAGAUGGAUGUAAACAUGCCUGGAGAAUAAUGGAAGAUGCCUGCAAUGUGUCAGAUCCAGGCAACCCCUGCCAGAUGAAGGAUUCAUCCAGCUGUAAUUUAAGUAUCCGGUCUUUAGCAGAAAGCAAUUUCCAAUUUAAAAAUUGUCUCUGCUCUGAUGACCUCUACUGUACCAUUAAGAAAUUGCUUGGAAAAAAAUGCAUCAACAAAUCAGAUAACAUGAAAGAGGAUAAUAAAUUCAAGUGGAAUCUAACUACUCUUUCCUAUCAUGGAGUCAGAGGGAUCAAGUCCUGUUUGGAAGUGGCGAAGGAGUGUGUGGCUGAUGUCCUCUGUAACACACAGUUGGCCCUUUACCUGAAAGCUUGCUCAGCAAAUGGAAACCUGUGUGAUGUGAAACACUGCCAAGCAGCCAUCCAGUUCUUCUAUCAAAAUAUGCCUUUUAACACUGCCCAGAUGUUGGCUUUUUGUGACUGUGCUCCCUCUGAUGUACCUUGUCAGCAGUCCAGAGAAGCUCUUCACAGCAAGCCAUGUGCAGUGAACAGAGUUCCAGCCCCAACUUGCCUCGAUAUAAUUCACAGCUGCCAAAAUGAUGAAUUAUGCAGGAGGCGCUAUAGAACAUUCCAGGCAAAGUGCUGGCAGCGUGUGAUAAGAAAGUGCCAUGAGGAUGAGACCUGCAUCAGCACCUUAAGCAAGCAAGACCUCACUUGCUCCGGAAGUAAUGACUGCAAAGCAGCUUACAUUGGUACCCUUGGGACAGUCCUUCAAGUGCAGUGCACAUGUAGGACCACUACCCAAAGUGAAGAAUCCUUGUGCAAGAUUUUCCAGCAUAUGCUUCAUAGAAAAUCAUGUUUCAAUUAUCUGACCCUGCAUAAUGUCAAAGGCAUUACAUUGCAUAAAGGAAAACAUGCAAAGGAAAUAACUCUCAGUGGACUUCAUUCCCCCUUCAGUGAAGUCAUCUAUGCUGUCAUGUGCAUGACAGUCAUCUGUGGAAUUCUUCUCUUGGUGAUGGUCAAACUGAGAACCUUCAGAAUAUCAAGUAAAACAAGAGACCCUUCACCAAUCCGAAUACCUGGAGGACUCAUGAUUCAUUGAGAGUCAUGAAUCAUUAAAAAU